Molecule: messenger RNA, 618 nt
Organism: Impatiens glandulifera
Lineage: Eukaryota; Viridiplantae; Streptophyta; Magnoliopsida; Ericales; Balsaminaceae
Product: protein NOI4-like
Exons: 3
Coding region: 156-389 (77 amino acids)
Source: RefSeq, a predicted model, not a curated record
CACGCACACGCUCCCGCAUGUCAAUCUACAGAGAAACCCAAAAAAAAAGAGAAAAAAAAAAGUAAUUCUCAGGAAAUCUGCUCACCCACUACGGGAAGAAGGAAGAAAAGAAAAGGGGCGAUUUCAAUUUCUCAAGGGUUUUACCUCCGGCGAACAUGGCGGAAAAAGGUCGUCCAUUGCCCAAGUUUGGUGAAUGGGAUGUAAAUGAUCCAUCAUCAGCAGAGGGUUUUACAGUAAUUUUCAACAAGGCGAGGGAUGAGAAAAAGACAGGAGGCAAAACUGAUUCCCCUACUAAGGAUGAAACUGCAUUUGGGCAUGGGCAUGGACAUGGACAUGAAUCCCAACUUGGGAAGCCUCCAAACAAGAAAUGGUUUUGCUGCAUUGGGUGAUAAACCAACCAUGCUCGGAUUUUGAGGCUUGUUAAACUUGCAAACAAUCUUAACAGGAUAUUUGGUCCCCCAGUUCGGUUUCUGUGAUUAAAACAUGAAGUUGUUGUUAAAUUACUUCCUCAUUUUUAUGCGUGUUCUUUUUCCCCCUUUAUUUUUUACUGUUUUUAAGGAUGUGUUGGAUUGAAAUUGAAUACCCUCAGUUAUAUAUAAACCAUUAUUAUUGCUGAUU